AUUUUCGCAUAUAUAUAUUCACGGAUGUGAAGCUAAAUUCUCUUCUUAUGAGAAACGAAUACGCUCCGAUUCUGGUUAUUUUGGAGACCGGUUCGAGCACAGAAAAUGGCAGAGGUUAAAGUGACGAUGGAGGUCGGAAACGACGGCGUUGCGAUCAUCACCAUCUCCAACCCUCCCGUCAACGCCUUAGCUCUCCCGAUACUCGCGGGGUUGAAGGAGAAAUAUACUGAGGCGAUGAGGAGAGACGAUGUUAAAGCAAUUGUGCUGACUGGCAAAGGUGGAAGGUUUUCAGGUGGUUUCGACAUCAAUGUUUUUCAGACUGUUCACAAGACAGGGGAUCGUUCUCGUCUGCCUGAUGUAUCUGUGGAUCUCGUUUGCAACACAAUUGAAGAUGCAAAGAAGCCUUCUGUUGCUGCCGUUGAAGGACUUGCACUUGGAGGAGGCCUUGAAUUGGCAAUGGGAUGCCAUGCACGGAUUGCCGCACCAAAAGCUCAACUUGGCUUGCCAGAACUGACACUUGGAGUUAUGCCUGGCUUCGGAGGCACACAACGUCUUCCAAGGCUGUUAGGGUUGUCAAAAGCAGUUGAAAUGAUGCUGUUAUCUAAACCAAUAAUGUCCGAAGAAGGGAAGAAGCUAGGUCUUAUUGAUGAUGUGGUAUCUUCUGAAGAGUUGUUGAAAGUAGCACGGAAAUGGGCAUUAGCCAUUGCAGAGAGGCGCAAACCUUGGAUUCGUUCUCUUUACAGAACAGACAAGCUAGGCUCGCUAUCGGAGGCACGUGAUAUACUGAAGAUGGCACGACAACAAGCCAAACAGACUGCUCCAAAUAUGCCUCAGCACCAGGCAUGCCUUGACGUAAUCGAGGAAGGCAUUAUUCAUGGAGGAUAUAAUGGCGUUUUGAAGGAGGCGGAAGAUUUCAAAGAACUGGUCCUAUCAGACACUUCUAAAGGUCUUGUUCAUGUUUUUUUUGCCCAACGUACAACGUCAAAGAUACCUAAUGUUACUGACAUUGGGCUCAAACCAAGGCCUAUAAAGAAAGUUGCUGUAAUUGGUGGAGGUCUAAUGGGUUCUGGCAUAGCUACAGCUCUUAUACUGAGCAACAUAUAUGUUGUUCUUAAGGAAAUUAAUUCUGAAUAUCUUCUGAAGGGGAUAAAAGCGAUAGAAGCAAAUGUCCAAGGCUUGAUAACAAGAAAAAAGUUGGCAAAGGAUAAAGGGGAAAAAUCCCUCACGAUGCUUAAAGGUGUACUGGACUACUCAGAAUUUAAAGAUGUGGACAUGGUCAUAGAGGCUGUCAUUGAAAAUGUUUCCCUAAAACAAACAAUAUUUCGUGAAAUUGAGAAGGCUUGCCCUGCCCAUUGUAUUUUGGCCAGCAACACAUCUACUAUUGACCUCAACAUAGUUGGAGAAAAAACCAGCUCUCAAGAUCGCAUUGUUGGGGCACAUUUUUUCAGUCCUGCUCAUGUGAUGCCUCUCCUGGAGAUUGUACGGACAGAGAAGACUUCUGCACAAGUAAUACUUGAUCUUAUGACAGUGGGGAAAACCAUAAAGAAAGUACCUGUAGUGGUGGGAAACUGCACCGGCUUUGCUGUCAAUCGAACCUUCUUUCCAUACAAUCAGGGUGCGCAUAUUUUGGUCCAUUUAGGUGUGGACGUGUUCAGAAUUGACGAGUUGAUCAGCAAUUUUGGUCUCCCUAUGGGCCCCUUCCAGCUUCAGGAUUUAGCUGGAUAUGGAGUAGCUAUGGCAGUAGGGAAACAAUUUGCUACUGCCUUUCCUGAUCGGACAUUCCAAUCUCCCUUGGUUGACCUUCUUAUAAAAAAUGGUCGAAAUGGUAAAAAUAAUGGGAAGGGAUACUACCUUUAUGAGAAGGGAAGCAAGCCUCAACCUGAUUUUUCCGUACUGCCAAUUAUAGAGGAGUCAAGAAGGCUCACCAAAAUUAUGCCUGGAGGAAAGCCUUUAUCUGUGACUGAUCAAGAAAUCGUGGAGAUGAUACUCUUUCCAGUGGUGAAUGAGGCAUGUCGUGUUUUAGAUGAAGGCGUAGUAGUUCGAGCAUCAGACCUUGAUGUUGCAUCUGUUCUUGGCAUGAGUUUCCCUUCUUACCGGGGUGGAAUCGUUUUUUGGGCGGACUUAGUUGGGGCUAACCAUAUAUAUACAAGUCUGAAGAAGUGGUCCGAGGUGUAUGGCAACUUCUAUAAGCCUUCAAGGUUUUUGGAAGAAAGAGCAACAAAAGGCAUUCCAUUGAGUGCACCUGCUUCGACAUCUUCAGCUUCAAGGUCACGCCUGUAGGCGAUAUGCUUUCUCUGUUCAAGGUCUAAACCAUGCCAAGUGUUAUGGAACUAUUUAUGGAAAAUAGAACUGUUUGUCCACCAGCUUUAUAGAAUCUUUGAUUGCUAUAUGAGAAUCCAGAUUAACAAAAUGUUCUCUCUCUCUCUCUCUCUCUCUCUGCGUGUGUGAGAGCCGAGUUCUCUCCUAACUGAAGGAGAUAGUGACUCACCAACAGAGC
Ilex paraguariensis (yerba mate) is the source of this 2497-nucleotide messenger RNA. The record is from the annotation of a GenBank genome assembly. Lineage: Eukaryota; Viridiplantae; Streptophyta; Magnoliopsida; Aquifoliales; Aquifoliaceae.